AUGCAUAUUCCCACUCUAAUACCCUGGAUCUUGGCCACGGCAGCGGCCGAGCCGAUUGCCAAUGUUCUAGCAGCUAAUAGUAAUGAGCUGAGUACCUUGACUAGUCUCCUAGGUACCGUACCACAGCUGACCACUGCCCUCGCCACGGCAUCUAAUAUCACCAUCUUCGCACCCAGCAACCAAGCAUUCACCAAGGCCAUGGCUGCGAUGCCAGACCUGGCCACCAUGGCCAAGAACACCACAUUCCUCACCAACCUACUCGAAUACCAUAUAGCAAGCGGCGUGAUGACAGCCGCCAUGUUCACAAAUACUCCCCAGUUCGCCUCGACGGCGCUCACGCUGCCCUCGACGGCCUCGGGCACCAUCCGGACCCAGAUGGUCGAGUUGGUCAAGUCCAACGCCGACGCCCUGGUCGUCUCGGGCUUCCGGCAGGUGUCGCGGGUCAGCAAGGCGGACCUGUUCGACGGCGGCGUGCUGCACAUCAUCGACACGGUCCUAACGGUGCCCGAUACGACGUCGGCCACGGCGCUGGACACGGGGCUGACGUCGCUGGCCGGCGCGCUGGCUCGGACCGGCAUGGUCGCGGGUGUCGACGCCCUGCGGCAGGCGACCGUCUUCGCGCCGUCCAACGAGGCCUUCCGCGAGGUCGGCAACGUCGUCGAGUCGGCCGAUAUGGAGUUCCUCUCCUCCGUGCUGGACUACCACGUCGUCAUGGGGACGGCGGCCCACAGCACGGAGCUCAUGCAGAUGGUCGGCGCGAGCGGGGGCAGCGCAAAGCUCCUCACCGCGCAGGGAGGCAUGCUGACCGUCCGGGAGGAAAAUGGCGACUUGUACGUCAACAAUGCCAAAGUCAUCCUGGCGGAUAUGUUGACGAGUAACGGGGUUGUCCACAUCAUUGACAAUGUCAUGAACCCCUUGUCAACGACCUCGCUCCCUGAUGCUUCGAGGGAGAAACAAGCCGUGGACUUUGCCGGCGCCAGCUCUGUCAGCCAGGCUCCCUUCACGUCGGGCGUCUCCCCCACGGCGACGCUUGUGCCGGUGACCAUCGCGCGAGCUGGCGGCUUCGCGGCCAUGCCGACGGCCGCACUAAUGGGAGCCCUCGGCGCCGCGGCUGUCAUGGCAAACAUGUAG
Molecule: messenger RNA, 1131 nt
Organism: Neoarthrinium moseri
Lineage: Eukaryota; Fungi; Ascomycota; Sordariomycetes; Amphisphaeriales; Apiosporaceae
Exons: 3
Coding region: 1-1131 (376 amino acids)
Biological process (GO): macroautophagy
Cellular component (GO): fungal-type vacuole membrane
Source: RefSeq, a predicted model, not a curated record